UUAUAUUUAUAUAUAUAUAUAGAGAGAGAGAGAGAGACAAACACAAAAUGGUGAGCUUCGAAAGGGUUCCUUUACUGUUAGGGUUAGUUCUGGUUAUAACUCUGACUGGAUCUCCCACCAAAGCCGAUGGACCUGUUUGCCGUCAAACUGAUAAACUAAGUAGAGCUAGCUUCCCUGAAGGCUUCCUUUGGGGAACCGCAACCGCUGCGUUUCAGGUUGAAGGAGCUGUUAAAAAAGGUUGCAGAGGUCCAAGCAUGUGGGACACUUUCACUAAGAAAUACCCACAUAGAUGUCAAAAUGCUAGCGCUGAUGUUGCUGUUGAUUUCUACCAUCGUUACAAGGAGGAUAUAAAAUUGAUGAAAGACCUCAACACUGAUGCUUUUAGAUUUUCUAUUGCGUGGCCUAGAAUUUUCCCCCAUGGAAGAAUGUCUAAGGGAAUAAGCGAACAUGGAGUCCAAUUCUACCACGACCUCAUCGAUGAGCUUCUCAAAAAUAAGAUAACUCCACUAGUAACAGUCUUUCACUGGGAUACUCCGCAAGACUUAGAAGAUGAAUACGGUGGUUUUUUGAGUAGGCGUAUUGUGAAGGAUUUUACGGAAUAUGCGAACUACACUUUUCAUGAAUACGGACAUAAAGUGAAAAAUUGGAUCACAUUUAAUGAACCAUGGGUUUUUAGUCGUGCCGGUUACGACAUCGGAAAAAAAGCUCCAGGACGUUGUUCACCAUAUAUCAAAAUAUGGGGAAAGAAUUGUGAAGAUGGACGAUCAGGAUACGAAGCCUAUCGAGUCAGUCACAACUUACUCUUAGCGCAUGCUGAAGCUGCUGACGCUUUUAGAAAAUGCAAAAUGUGUGUUGGAGGUAAAAUUGGAAUUGCACACAGUCCAACUUGGUUCGAACCAGUCGACCUUGAGGCUAUUGGAGCUCCCAUUGACCGUGUGCUUGACUUCAUCUUGGGAUGGCAUUUGCAUCCAACAACUUACGGAGAUUAUCCACAGUCGAUGAAGGAUCUUAUUGGUCAUAGACUGCCAACAUUCAGUGAAGAUGAAAAGAGAAAGCUGAGGAACUCUACAGAUUUUGUAGGAAUGAAUUAUUAUACUGCAAUGUUUGCGGCUAAUAAUGACAAACCAGAUCAUAAGAAACCGAGUUGGCAGAUGGAUUCUCUUGUUGAUUGGGAAAGCAAGACUGUGGAUGGAUUCAACAUUGGUAGCAAGCCUACUCGUGCUCUACUGGAUACGUAUUCAAGAGGACUGAGAAAACUUUUGAAUUAUACCAAGCACAAUUAUGGUGACCCAGAAAUUAUGAUCACCGAGAAUGGAUAUGGACAAGACCUUGGGGAAUAUCAUAAUAACGUAACAGUUGGGACAAGAGAUUACAACAGGAAAUAUUAUCACCAAAAGCAUCUCUUGAGUUUGAGCGAAGCCAUUUGCGAAGACAAAGUGAACGUUACAGGAUACUACGCAUGGUCUUUGCUGGAUAACUUUGAGUGGCAAGAUGGAUACAAGUCGAGGUUCGGGCUUUACUAUGUCGAUUUCCAAAACAAUUUGACUCGUCACCAGAAAGUUUCUGGCAAAUGGUAUUCUGAUUUCCUUAAGCCGGGAUUUCCAACUUCCAAGAUAGUGAGGGACGAACUCUAGAUCAAGAAUCCAAAUCUUGAAUCCUCCCCAAAAAAAAAAAAAA
Eutrema salsugineum is the source of this 1677-nucleotide messenger RNA. RefSeq names its product beta-D-glucopyranosyl abscisate beta-glucosidase. The coding region runs from base 48 to 1634 and encodes 528 amino acids. Gene Ontology annotation, biological process: carbohydrate metabolic process. Gene Ontology annotation, molecular function: beta-glucosidase activity. Lineage: Eukaryota; Viridiplantae; Streptophyta; Magnoliopsida; Brassicales; Brassicaceae. The record is from RefSeq and is a predicted model, not a curated record. The transcript has 13 exons.